This is a messenger RNA of Glycine soja, 2433 nucleotides long. Its product is annotated as DNA-directed primase/polymerase protein. The transcript is spliced from 14 exons. Gene Ontology annotation, molecular function: chromatin binding; DNA-directed DNA polymerase activity. Lineage: Eukaryota; Viridiplantae; Streptophyta; Magnoliopsida; Fabales; Fabaceae. The record is from RefSeq and is a predicted model, not a curated record. Gene Ontology annotation, cellular component: mitochondrial matrix; nucleus. Gene Ontology annotation, biological process: mitochondrial DNA replication; error-prone translesion synthesis; response to UV. Bases 98 to 2008 code for a protein of 636 amino acids.
CAAAUCCCCGCCUGAAAAAGGAAAGUAGGAACCUACAAAUUCCCCAAUCGGAAAAUCAAAAUCUCUCGAUUACGAGAGAAAACGAAACAAAACGAAAAUGUCAUCAUCAACCACAAGCAGCAGCAACAACAACAUGAGCGACGUCGAUCGUUUGUUCGCAUCUUUUAAGUGCGGUUUAACACCUCCAAAAUCUGCUACGAGGGAAAGAAAACGAAGCAAGAGGAGACUGGAGCAGGUGAGUUCAAACCUCGAGACUCCAUCGGAAUCUCCGGGUCCAAGAUCGCCUGAAGAGGAACUGAGAACCCCCUUAUCACGCAUCAGAAAAACCAACAUUGAAUCUUCUAUUGAGAAACUUAAAUCAGCAGUAACCAGAGCACAAAGCAUUGGUUGUGGGAAACAGUUCUCUCCAAUUGUAUUUUAUGGAUCUCCCUGUGGCAUCCCUCCCAAAAAGCCAACCCGUAUGUUAUGGCGAAUGUUACGUGAGAUAUGCCCCAAUGUCUCUCAGCAAAAUAUAUUGAGCAUAAGGAAGGAAGUUUGGAUGACAUUCCCAAGGCAGGAUGAAGCAAUGAAGUUUGCCAAAGGACAAGAAGAUGUUCAUGUUUUCAGCUAUCAAGACCACUUUAAUGGCCAAAGAAGGUUCCUUGUGUCUACAUAUACAGAAUUCUGGCGAAGGUACAAUAAUAUGAAUCCCAAAUUCCGUCAUCAUUAUGAAGUCAUUCAAGCGGGUUUACCAUGUCACCUUUAUUUUGAUUUGGAGUUUAAUAAGAAAGUCAACACAGGAAAGAAUGGAGAAGAAAUGGUUGAUCUCUUGAUAUCAGUGGUUCUAGAAGCCUUCCAUGAAAAAUAUGCAAUUCAAGGAGACCACGAUUGGGUAGUAGAACUUGAUUCUUCAAAUGAAGAUAAGUUCUCUCGUCAUAUAAUAGUUCGCAUACCAAAGACUGCAUUUAAGGACAACUCUCAUGCAGGUGCAUUUGUUUCAGAAAUAUGCUCAAGAAUUCUAAAUGCAAGGGAGAAAGAUAAAAGUUUUGAAAAAUUGUUUGUAAUGAAAGACUCUAGCAACAAUGAAUCUGCAGGCCAACUUUUUGUGGAUACUGCUGUAUAUUCACGGAAUCGUUGUUUUCGUCUUCCUCUUUCUUCAAAAGCAGGAAAAAGAUCAGUUCUUCUGCCAACAAAGCGAUUUAAGUGCAAGGACUUGGGUGAAGAAGACAUAUUCAUGGCUUCCUUGAUCUGCAAUAUGGAUGUUGAUUGCAAAACGUAUCUGGUCUGCAAAACAGACUUAGAUUGUGUGAAAACUCUGCAUUUUGAUACAGAGGAGAAUAGUAAUGUUAGUAAUUCCACCCAAAUUCCUCCAGAAUUUACAUUGGGUACUAGCACAAGUGAUGUUUCAACUACAUACUUCAUGGGAAAGUCACCAUUCCCAUUUCUGGACAAAUUUAUACUGUCUGUUGCCUCUGUCGGGAAUAUACCAGGAAACAUUCAUAGCUGGUAUUAUUUCUCGGAAUUUGGAUUGAUGGUCUACAGCAUGACAAAAAAUAGAUACUGUGAGCGAAUUGGCAGACAGCAUAAAAGCAAUAAUGUGAUAUAUGUGGUUGAUCUACGAAUGGCAGUGUAUUAUCAGAAAUGUCAUGAUCCUGACUGCAGAGGUUAUCGAUCUCCCUCACGUCAAAUCCCAGUUCAUGUGUUCUCCAAUCCUUCAGAUGUAAUUGGUUCCUUUGGGUUGUUAGAUGAUGAACAGCCAGUAGAUGAUAAGUUGAGACAUCAACUUGAUGACAACAAGGAGCAAAAUCUUUUACAAUUCAAAGACACUGUUGAGGACAACUCCAAUGAUUCUUGGUGGCUAGAAGCCAUAAGAGUUGUCGAGGAGAUGGAAAAUAAGCAAACAAAGACAGAGGUAAGCUCUAUGCAGGAGGUAAUUGAUGAAGAUGAGGAGUGGUGGCAGGCUGUAGAAAGUACUGCAUCGCAGGUUGAACUUACCUGCUCCAGUCAACAAGAACUCUGCGCCAUCUAAGUCCUUUGGGGAUUUGUACAAAGAAUUUUCUACUUGUGGGAUCAAUAAAUACUUCAGAUAACUAAAAAACCAGAGAAGCAGCAUGUUGCACUUAUCUGCUGCAAACAACCAGAGGAUCUUGUGAAUUGAUUCUCUUGAAGGAUAAAAAAAAUGCUCUUGCAGAGGAUUCACAUUCACACACGAGCUGUAGGAGCUUCUCUGUAAGCUGUAACCUUUUGCUAUGUAUAGAUAAAUUAUCAAGUCAGUUCCUACCCAUUUCUUGACUUUUUCAACCUUAGUCAAAUAAAAUUAGUGAACAUUUAAGUUUUUUUUGUCUACCACUGAACGUAUAACUUAUCAAGGAAUUGUUCUUGUGGUUUGGAAUUUGAGUCAAGAAAAUGCAAUUGUGUUAAAAAUUUAAUAGUUUAAUACUUUAAUUGCCUUUA